Rattus rattus (black rat) is the source of this 1663-nucleotide messenger RNA. RefSeq names its product methyltransferase like 1 (gene Mettl1). Bases 50 to 853 code for a protein of 267 amino acids. Gene Ontology annotation, molecular function: tRNA (guanine(46)-N7)-methyltransferase activity. The transcript has 6 exons. Gene Ontology annotation, biological process: tRNA methylation; RNA (guanine-N7)-methylation. The record is from RefSeq and is a predicted model, not a curated record. Lineage: Eukaryota; Metazoa; Chordata; Mammalia; Rodentia; Muridae. Gene Ontology annotation, cellular component: tRNA methyltransferase complex.
CAUCACCUUGCGCCAAGAGUUCAGCUCUCCACGUGUACUGUGUGGCAUCAUGGCGGGAGCCGAGGCCCCCCAGCCGCAGAAGCGCUACUACCGGCAGCGCGCCCACUCCAACCCUAUGGCGGACCACACACUGCGCUACCCUGUGAAGCCAGAGGAGAUGGACUGGUCUGAGCUUUACCCAGAGUUCUUUGCUCCACCUAAUCAAAACAAGAGCCAUGAUGAUCCAAAGGAUGAGAAAGAAAAGCACUCUGGGGCCCAAGUGGAGUUUGCAGACAUAGGCUGUGGCUAUGGUGGCUUGUUAGUGGCACUGUCACCGCUCUUCCCAGAUACCCUGAUUCUGGGUCUGGAAAUUCGGGUGAAGGUGUCCGACUAUGUGCAAGACAGGAUUCGGGCCCUCCGUGCAACUCCCGGAGGUGGAUUCCAGAACAUCGCCUGUCUCCGCAGUAACGCCAUGAAGCACCUUCCUAACUUCUUCCGCAAGGGCCAGCUGGCAAAGAUGUUCUUCCUCUUUCCCGACCCACACUUUAAGCGAACGAAGCAUAAGUGGCGAAUCAUCAGCCCCACACUUCUGGCAGAGUAUGCCUACGUGCUGAGAGUCGGGGGCCUGGUAUACACCAUCACCGAUGUCCUGGAACUGCACGAAUGGAUGUGCACCCAUUUUGAAGAGCACCCACUGUUUGAGCGUGUGCCUCUGGAAGAGCUAAGUGAAGACCCCAUUGUGGAACAUCUAGGCACUUCAACUGAGGAAGGAAAGAAAGUUCUACGAAACAAUGGAAAGAAUUUCCCAGCCAUCUUCCGAAGAAUACAGGAUCCCCUCCUCCAGGCAGUGACCCCCAAUCCUACCCUACCUUAGCCGGACCCCCUGUUCUAGUGACUGGAAAAAGAUGAGCUCGCCGUUCCAGGCCCUCCCAGACUGGUGGAACUGUGAGGCCAUGACCUCUCCAAGAAGUCGGGGUGCAGUCUAUCAGUGGUCUUACCUAUCAUUCUUACUGCCUUUCUGUUCCUCCACUGUCAGGAGAAAGCAGAUGAAGUGGACUGAGAAGAUCAAAGGACCUUAGACGAGAGGGGGUAUUUGGGAGACUGUGGGUAUUUUGUUCUCCUUGAGCACCCCCGCCACCCGGCUUCUCUAGCUGGGGUGAAGAGUGCGGUGCUCCACUGUCUUAGGCCAGGUGUUUGGCUCAGGUGGCCCUCAGCUGUGUUUACUUUGUAGUCCUGGGGAUGAUGGGUGUGUGCACACAUACCCACAUGUAUGUGCCUAAGUUCCCGUGUGUGUGUGUGUGUGUGUGUGUGUGUGUGUGUGUGUGUGUGUGUGUGUGUGUGUGUUGUGUGUGUGUCACCUAUGCCCUAGUGCCCAUGUAUAUGUGUCCGUGUGUGUCUGGGUGUGCCGCUGUUUCCCAAGAAUGGCUGGACUAUGUAUCAAGUGCCUCCUCCCAACUUCUCCCUGCCUACAGUCUGACCCAGGCAGUCUCUGCUGCCUUUACUGUUGCUAUCUCUGUGGAGUCUCUGGAGGUCAGGAGGGUAGAGCGCCUUCCUUGUCUUUACCAUGUUGAACUUUAAUUUCAGAAUUUCAGACCUGACUGACUUGCAUAGUAAGUAGUACCUCAUGGGGAAGGCGGAGGAACAGGGAAAUAAGCUGGAAAACAUUUAAAGAUUUAUUUUUAUU